AGACUGAUGGCGAUGGAAGUAAAAGCUCACCAAUCAAAUCCAGCAUCGCACCGUCUGCCGAGAAAGACCCUGCAGACUUCACGACCUUUGUUGAUGAUGGCAUUGAGAUGGAUGAUGAAGACAGAGUACCCCGGAUGAACCUCAGAAACUGGGACCCUGACCCAGUAUAUUCAGUCCUGUAUGAAGUGAAGCUCAUGGAUGAGGUAAUAGAAGACAUCUCACAUCAGUACAUCACAAUGGAAGGGCUCAUGGAGAAGUUGCCCAUGAACAAGAGAAAAGCCACACUGUUGAAAACUUGGAAGAGACGCUUCUUCAAGGCACAGGAUGGCUGGUUGUAUUACUAUGAGACUAGCAACCACGAUCAGCCCAGUGAAAGCAUUCAGCUAAUGGGAGGAACCAUUCAUGACAUAGGGGGCAGGGUUCUGGGUAUUGAUGAUGGAAGAGGCAGAUAUUUGAUGGUCAGAUGUCCAACAGAGAAAGAGUAUGGACAGUGGAAGGUAUCCUUAGAGUCUCAAACAGCUGAUAACACAAAGGCAACAUACGUGAGGCCGGUACUGAAGUCUUCCAGACACACAAGCAAGAAUGUGGUGGUUAUUGAUCUUGGAAGCAGUGCCAUACGUGCAGGAAUUUUAGGCCAGCAGGCAUGCCUUCCUGAGCUGUUUUUCCCGAGUUUGGUCGCUGUGGACAAGGAUUCAAGUAAAGUGGUGGCUGUGGGCAGAGAUGCUUUGCGACCUGAUAUUCGACACAGAUAUAAAGUAAUACAUCCAAUUAGGCCCUCCAACAAAGUAGAUCAGUUCAACAUUGAAGUACAUCUGAUGAAGGCCAUAUUUGACAAAGUGUUCCAUGACCUAAAUGUGAACCCCUCAGACUACUGGGUUAUGGUCAGCACUCCACAAAAUUUGGGAGACCCGCUAAAGAAAGGCCUGAUGGAGAUUCUGGUGGACACACUGAAAGUGAAAGGGGUGUGUAUGGUACCACAGGCACUGCUGUCACUGUACUCAUACAAUGCCACCUCGGGUAUCAUAGUGGACAUUGGGCACCGGAUAGAGAUUUUGCCAAUAUUUGAUGGUUUCGUCAUUGAGGGAGGUGUGGCCAGAUGCCCUUAUGGUGCUCAGAAGGUGCAGGAGUCUUUGACCACUUAUUUACUGAGCAACAACUACAAGUUCUUCUCCACAACAGAGCAGCUGCUGGUCAGGUACAUCAUGGAAAAGGUUUGUUAUGUGGCCAUAGAUUAUCCGCAAGAAGUGGAGUGGGUCAACAGUAACCCACAGACGGCAAGAGCAUUUGUAAACUUCCGCAAGUUUGGUUUGCCUGUUGGUUCUUACACGGGCGUGGAGUGUGAUCUGGGGAGGUUUAAAAGUCCUGAAGGUUUAUUCAAUGUGAACAUGUGGGAGAUGGACUACCAGACUCUACAGAAGCUCGUCUUUCAAGCCAUUCAGACUUGUCCUAUGGACAACAGGAGACAUGUUUGGAGGGCUAUAUUUUUAAGUGGAGGGGUCACCCUGCUUCCAGGCUUUGCAGAGAGGUUGGAAAAGGAAUUAAGUAAAUUAGCGCCACCAGGUGUCCCAGUUGAGGUGCAUGCUGCCCCACAGCGCUACCACGCUGCCUUCGUUGGUGCUUGCUCUGUUGCACUGAUGCCUCAGUUUGAAGGAAUGGCUAUAUCAAAAGAAGAAUGGAAGAAAGAUGGAGUAAAAGCUUUCAGGAAGUGGCAAGCUCCGUCUUCUUGA
Messenger RNA from Candidula unifasciata, 1727 nucleotides. Lineage: Eukaryota; Metazoa; Mollusca; Gastropoda; Stylommatophora; Geomitridae. The record is from the annotation of a GenBank genome assembly.